CCCCAACGGUCACAUUCAUUCUAUUAUUCUAUAAAAUCCACUUUUACCCUCAUCAAUAUCUCAUUCAUUCUUUUGUUCUCUAAUCAUUCAUUUCAAUCUUUUUUCUCUCUGCAAAAUUCCCACAAACCUUUCUACUUUUCCUUUUCAAUGGAGACCCCAUCAUCCACAACCAGGUUCACCAACACCAUUCCACUCUCAAGAAAAUUCGAAGAUUCUGAAAAGACCAUGUCGAAAUCAAAGGCACAACAGCAGCAAGAUCGAUGUGCAUUGAUGGACAUGACAAACGAUUCACCGAUCGUUGGGCUCGCCAACGGUGGCAAUCUUGACACACCAUCGGGGAAGCAAAAGGCUAGCCGAGUGAAGAACACUCCGGGAUCCGGCGAGGCCUUGCUGAGAGGUCAAGCAAAGACUCUUAUGCAGAUGGUGGAAGAAGAGGCUUUGGAUGUUUCUGGAAAUUCCACUGAUGGAUUGCCUUCAAUCACCUCUUCUGCUGUUCAUCAGGUGGUGAAUAUGGAGGAAGAUGAAAAGUAUGAGAUAGCAAAAUCCUUGGAUUUCUCGGAAAAAUCUCAAGUAUCAGAAGAAUGUAACUCUGAAGUGAGUUAUCAGGAAGUAACACAAGGAAGCUGUGUUGGAAGCUGCAGUGUUGAGGAUGAUGCUUCCGUCUGGUCAAUGCAAGUGAGUGCGAGCAACAAGGAUGAAGAUGAUGUGGAGGAAGAAAUAGCUGAGGAAGAAGAUGAUGAAGAAGACUAUUAUGAUGUGGAUGAUGAAGAAGAAUAUGAAGAGGAUUUGGGGCUUGAUGAACUGUGUGAAGGAUUAAACAAGGUUAAUGUGAAUGAAAAGGUGGUUUCGAAAUUUGCUGGGAAACAUACAAGGUUUGUUUACAACAGUGAUGAUGAAAUUGUGAAAGAAGAGGAAGAUGAAAGUGUUGAUGACAGUAAUGUGUUGCGUUUGAAUGGAUUGCCGACGCCGAAAGGGAAACAUGUUCGUUUUUCUGAGGAGGAGGAGGAGGAGGAAGAGGGAAAAUCUGAUAUGUGAUUUCAUGGAUGAGGAUGGUUUUUAGUUUUAUGCAUUGUUUUGUUUUGUUUUGAAGGCUAUGAAUGGCCACAGUUUUUGUGGUCGUCAAUUUUAUAAUUCCAGAACUAAAUAACAUUGUUGCUCCAAUUAUAGUGUUUUGUGGAACUGGUGUAAAACACUUGACAGUUGCAUGCAGCUUUUGCUUACUCGACAUAUAUGCUGACAGGCUAUGAUGUUUUAUCAAUCACAUGUAUUUGAACUGUCUAGUAAUAUGCUAAAAUAUGUUUAUGGAGCUUCUCUUAUGGGUAAUGUUAGCCCAAAGAUACUUUUUCACUUUA
Molecule: messenger RNA, 1352 nt
Organism: Lathyrus oleraceus (garden pea)
Lineage: Eukaryota; Viridiplantae; Streptophyta; Magnoliopsida; Fabales; Fabaceae
Product: FK506-binding protein 3
Exons: 3
Coding region: 148-1035 (295 amino acids)
Source: RefSeq, a predicted model, not a curated record